ACUAAACAUGGGAUUUCUACCAGAUUCGUGGCAUUUCUACAUUGAAACUUUGCUCGUUGCACUUCUUGCCUAUGUUGUCAUGCGGAACAGAUCCAAACGUCAACAAGAAAAACUUUCAAAGAAACUAACUGAAAGGCAGAAAGAUGAAUUAAUUGCUGAUUGGACUCCGGAACCAUUGGUUCCUGAAACACCACAAGACCAUCCUGUACUGAAUCCAAAAUAUGCUGAUGGAAAAAUGACAAAGGAUGUUUCGAUCGAUGGCGAAAAGUAUCUCAACAUGGCAUCAACAAAUUUCCUCAGCUUUAUCGGAGUCAAACGGAUUGAAGACCGUGCGAAACAGACGAUUUUCAAGUACGGCGUAGGAUCGUGCGGGCCACGUGGAUUCUACGGAACUGUUGAUGUUCAUUUGGACCUUGAAAAAGAAUUGGCAAAAUUUAUGGGAUGUGAGGAGGCUGUUCUGUACAGCUAUGGGUUUGCUACAGUAUCUUCAGCAAUUCCCGCAUACGCUAAAAAGGGAGAUGUCAUCUUUGUUGACGAAGGUGUUAACUUUGCAAUCCAAAAAGGUCUUCAAGCAUCACGAAGUCGUGUUGAAUAUUUCAAGCAUAACGACAUGGAGCACUUGGAGAGGUUAUUACUGGAACAAGAACAAAGAGACAAGAAAGACCCGAAAAAGGCCAAGUCUGUACGGCGAUUCAUUGUUGUUGAAGGCCUCUAUGUAAAUUAUGCGGAUCUUUGCCCACUUCCCAAGAUUAUCGAGUUCAAAUGGCGAUUCAAAGUUCGUGUUUUCAUUGACGAAAGCUGGUCAUUUGGAGUCAUUGGAAAAACCGGAAGAGGAGUCACCGAGCACUUCAACGUUCCGAUGGAGGACGUUGAUAUGGUAAUGGCCUCACUCGAAAACGCAUUGGCGUCAACUGGAGGAUUCUGUGUUGGAAGAUCAUAUGUAGUUGGGCAUCAGCGGCUUUCAGGACUCGGAUAUUGCUUUUCUGCUUCUCUUCCACCUCUUCUUGCAACGGCCGCGUCUGAAGCUAUUUCUAUCAUUGAUGAAGAACCAAGUAGAGUUCAAAAAGUUACUGAAAUGGCUAUAAAUGGUCAGAAAAAGCUACAAGAUGCGCUGAGUGGAUCGAAAUUUUCAUUGCAAGGAUGUCCAGAAAGUCCAAUGAAGCAUAUCUAUUACAAUGGGGAAGAUGAAGAAAAGCAAUUGGAUACAUUUGUGGAGACAGUCUUCACAAAAAAUCAUCUCCUACUGACCAGAGCUCGAUACCUCGACAAGGACGAAUUGUUCAAAAUUCGGCCAAGCAUUCGAGUAAUGUUCCAACACGACUUAACUGAAGAGGAGAUUCAAAGAGCUGUCGAUGCUAUCCGAGUUGUUGCUCAUAAAUUCUAACUACUUACAUUGUAAAUUUAAUGUGAUAUAUAUAUACAGAUAUCUCGUGCCAAAUUUUUCUGUUUUAAUUGUUUCAAACUUCUUUUAGUCAGAAUUUUAGACCAAAGUUUUAUUGUUAUCAUUAUUAAAAUUAUAUUAAAUUUGC
Molecule: messenger RNA, 1529 nt
Organism: Caenorhabditis elegans
Lineage: Eukaryota; Metazoa; Nematoda; Chromadorea; Rhabditida; Rhabditidae
Gene: sptl-1
Product: Serine palmitoyltransferase 1
Exons: 5
Coding region: 8-1384 (458 amino acids)
Biological process (GO): sphingolipid metabolic process
Molecular function (GO): pyridoxal phosphate binding; serine C-palmitoyltransferase activity
Source: RefSeq, marked reviewed